This is a messenger RNA of Sorghum bicolor (sorghum), 1110 nucleotides long. Its product is annotated as GEM-like protein 5. The record is from RefSeq and is a predicted model, not a curated record. Lineage: Eukaryota; Viridiplantae; Streptophyta; Magnoliopsida; Poales; Poaceae. The coding region runs from base 145 to 981 and encodes 278 amino acids. The transcript has 2 exons.
UCUCGCCGCCGUUUCGCCGAUCAGCCGCAUCCUUCUUCAGUCGUCUCGCGCCUUCAACUUCCACCGAGGUCCAUCUACAUCGUUCCACCACCUACCCCUGUAAUCUCCCGGCCGGCGACGUCAUCCUCAUCAUCAUCAUCAUCCAUGGAGGGCAAGGACGGCAAGCACGACGUACCCGCCACCACGGCCGCGCCACCACCGGCCGGCGCGCCGCAGCCCGCGGCGCCUGCGCCUCCCGCGGAGUCGGCGCGGUGGGGCACGCGGCAGAUGGGCCCGCCAGCGGCCCCCGGGGCGCACCCGGAGAACCAGGAGGCGGCGCGGUGGACGGCGGCGCGCGGGGACCAGGAGCUGCCGCCGUACGUCGUCAUGGGGGAGCCCGUGGCGGUGCAGAGGGGCAAGGGGGAUAGCCCCAUGGAACACAUCCUCGACUUCUUCAACACCUGGAGCCGCAAGGCCGAGGAGCUGGCAUCCAACAUCUGGUUCAAUCUGAAGACUGCGCCAUCCAUGUCUGACGCGGCGAUGGGGAAGCUAAGCCUGGGCGCCAAGGCCCUGUCCGAGGGCGGCUUCGACAAGCUGUACAAGCAGACCUUCUCCUCCAGCCCCGAGGAGCACCUGAAGAAGACGUUCGCUUGCUACCUGUCGACGGCCACCGGCCCCGUCGCCGGCACGCUCUACCUGACCAACAUGAACGUCGCCUUCUGCAGCGACCGCCCGCUCUCCUUCACCGCGCCGUCUGGCCAGACCGCUUGGAGCUACUACAAGGUUAUUAUCCCUCUUGGCAAGAUCGCGACGGUGGAGCCGGUGACGAUGAAGGAGAACCCGCCGGAGAAGUACGUGCACAUCGUCACCGUGGACUCCCACGACUUCUGGUUCAUGGGCUUCGUCAGCUACGACAAGGCCGUGCACAACCUCGUCGAGGCCGUCUCCCAGCGCUCCCAGUCCCAGCACGGCGCCGGCGUCACCGCUGCCGGCACCAAGUGAUGAGCCACCACCGCUCGUGAGUCUUGGGCGUUUUGCACCCGCGUCGUGUAUAGCUCCGCCUGUGCAUUACUUGUGUGACAGGGACGAAGCCUGAAAAAAAUUUAGAGAAGGCUGAACAAAAAUUCUACA